This is a messenger RNA of Aspergillus mulundensis, 2226 nucleotides long. RefSeq names its product Rab GTPase-binding exocyst subunit SEC15. Gene Ontology annotation, biological process: exocytosis; intracellular protein transport; Golgi to plasma membrane transport. The transcript has 8 exons. Gene Ontology annotation, cellular component: membrane; exocyst. The record is from RefSeq and is a predicted model, not a curated record. NCBI's taxonomy places the organism in Eukaryota, Fungi, Ascomycota, Eurotiomycetes, Eurotiales, Aspergillaceae. Bases 1 to 2226 code for a protein of 741 amino acids.
AUGCCAUCCAUGGUUCCGUCGCGAAGUGAGUCUACAUAUGUGUUAAAUCAGCUGAUUAUAUCACCUUCAGACACCGAUCAUCUAGAUCAAUUGAUUCCUUCCAUCAAAGAGUAUAGCGUCGGCAACAAAACGUCCGAGCUACUGCGCUCUCUCUCCAAGUUUGCUAGCGACAAGGAGGCGGAAAUUGAGACCAUCUGCAAUGCAAACCACCAAGAAUUUGUCUCUUCAAUCAAUCAGCUGCUUCAUAUUAGGGAAGGUACUGUUAGUUUGACAGCGGAGAUACUGGACCUCAAUCAAUCCAUCCAGGCAAGCACGGAGAAGCUGGCCGAACAAAAGAAGGCCUUGGUAGAAUCGCGAAGGCACCGUCAGAACAUCGACGAGACAUCACAUGCGAUUCAAGACUGUCUUGAAGUUCUCCGCCUUGCAAAUCAGGUCCAUGAUCUCCUAGCGAAAAAGAAUCAUUACGCGGCACUUCGUGCCCUCGAAGAGCUACAAAAUGUUCAUCUUAAAGGGGUAACUCAAUUUCAGAUUGCGGAUAUGAUUCAGCGCUCCGUACCAGCAACUCAAAGGGCCAUAGCGGAGGCGGUAAUGUCUGACCUGAACACUUGGCUUUACAGGAUCCGAGAAAUGUCGCAAUAUCUUGGGGAAAUAGCCCUGUAUCACACGGAUUUGCGGAAAACAAGACAAAAGGAGCGCGCUACGAAAAUGCCAUACUUGGAGCAUUUCAAGCUGAAUUCCGCUAUUGAACUGGUCUGCGACGAGCACGAAGAAUAUGACCUUUUGCAAAAUGAAGAGCUUCAAGUCGAUUUCACUCCGCUAUUUGAGUGUUUACACAUUCAUCAGUCUCUAGGCCAGAUGGAGAAGUUCAGGGUCGAAUAUGCAAAUACCCGUCGUCGACAGAAGGAGCUUCUUAUACCAGCCUCCAUCACUCUAGUGGACGAUGACGGAGCAAGUCUACAUAAUCUUCUGGAAGAAAUGGCUGGCUUCGCAAUCGUUGAGCGCGCUACCAUGAAGAAAGUUCCAGACAUGAGAUAUUCAGUUGAUGUAGAUGAGCUAUGGGAUUCAAUGUGCCAGACUGCCGUGGGUCUAAUAUCAGCGGCCCUCCACGAGGUAGACAAUGCCGAGAGUCUGCUUAAGAUCAAGAACCUCAUUGCCUUGUUCAUGCAAACAAUGAAUACCUGGGACUUUACGGUGGGAGCCUUUGAUAACUUACUCCUGACCUUGUUCAGAAAAUACGCCGAAUUGCUCAAAAGACGGUUUAGCGAUGAUUUUCAGGAGAUUGUAUCCACGGAUGAUUACAUGCCCAUGCCGAUCCAGACGCCCGAGGAAUUCGAUAAGGUACUCAAUGUAAGCUGGUACACUCCCAGUGAGCCGCAAGAACAAGCGUUUCCCUGCGUCUUGCCCUUCUCGCAAAUGUAUCCAUUAUGCUGCAUUGACAUCCGAAAUUUUCUCAAUCAGUUCUACUUCUUCGCCAAUGAUGAAUUCUCUAACCCCGGUAUAAUCGAUGAGACUUUGAAGGAUGCACUGGACGAACUGCUUUCCAGCAAAGUCUGUGACACUCUCAUUGAGCGCCUGAAUUCCCACUAUCUGGGACAAAUUGUGCAAAUUCUUAUCAACUUGGAGCAUUUUGAGCAUGCAUGCCAUGAGCUGGAGCUCUUGCUCGCUGCAGCCAGGUCACAGAGUUCCUCCAGCGAUCCAAUAGCCUUGAGAGCCACAGGCAAAUUUCGAGACAACAAAAAGGCGGCCGAGAAACGCAUCUUCGAGGUCGUCAAUUCAAAGAUUGAUGAUCUAAUCGAGACAGCAGAAUACGACUGGAUGGCUAUCGCCGCUCCUACAGAGCCGAGCAACUACAUGCAAACCCUUACACGUUUCCUCUCCAACAUCAUGAAUUCUACUCUCCUGGGACUUCCCAAGGAAAUUAAAGAACUCAUCUACUUCGAUGCGCUCAGUCACGCAUCGACCAUGAUUCUCGCACUCCCUCUCUCGUCAGAAGUGAAGCGCAUUAACCCAAACGGGGUCAUGGCUCUUGCCAAAGAUGUUGAAUAUUUAUACCAAUUCGUUGAUAGUCUCAACAACCCCAUCCUUCGAGAGAAUCUGGAUGAGCUGCAGCAGACGGUUCAACUGAUGCAAGCGGAUAACGCGGAUGAAUUUUACGACAUCUCCAUGCGAAACAAAAAGUAUGGGCGUGUAGAUGCGAUCAAUGGCCCCGUGCUGUUGGAGAAGUAA